Messenger RNA from Symbiodinium natans, 249 nucleotides. NCBI's taxonomy places the organism in Eukaryota, Dinophyceae, Suessiales, Symbiodiniaceae. The record is from the annotation of a GenBank genome assembly.
AUGGACAUGGAAUACAUGGACGCCACGCUCCAGGUGAAUGCCUUCGGCAUGACUGCAGGCUGCACCUUCUGCCUCGACAACCUGCCCAACCAGCUCGCGGUGCUGGGGCACUUUCGUGCCAUCUUAGAGAUGUGCCACAACCAGUGCGAGGGCGAUCCAGAUCAGUAUGACCGCCUGCAAUUAGCUGCGACCCUCGUGGCAACCUCAUUCCCUUUUGCUAGGCUCUAUGCCCUUCAUCAGCCCCAUUAA